CCCCUGGUAUAAAGUCUUCUGCUUGUGCAGGAGGUUGGACUAAAAGAUCUCCAAGAUCCCUUCAACUCUGUUAUUCUAUUAUUUUGUACUAGCUGUAGCUUCCAGAUUUUUUUCAAAGGGAGCUCCAUGUAAAGCACAUUGUAAUAGUUGAAUUGUAAGGCAACCAGGGAAUGAGGGAUGAUCUGAAGAGCCUACUGAUGAAAGGGCACAGCUUGUGCACACGAUGAACCUGUGAAUUCUUAAAUAAAUGAUUGGCUGGUUUGAUAUAAUGAAGAAUUUUGACAAAUAAGUAGCCCUGUUAUUCAUCAAACCUCUCUGGACCAAUUCUAACCUUAUAGUUAAUCAUUUCAUCUCAUUAUUGUAAAAAAUUAUGUAAAUGUUGCAAGGUUAUUUUUUCCCUGGGCAUCACAAAAGGCUGAUUCUGUCUUUUUUAAUUUCAAAAUGUUUUGCUGCAUUUGCAGCAAGUCAGUUAUUCUGUGAAUCUCUUAAGGUUUGUUUACUGAAUCAGCCAACCUUUGACCAAGUUUUAAAGUUCCAUUACACUUCUCAUUGCAGAAGAAAUUAAAUAUUUACAGAAAAGAAAAAGCUUGAAGGCUCAAGUAAGUUCUGUUUGAUAUGUUCAUGUAAAGAACAAAGGGUUGUUUACAUUCAUUCACCUUUGGAUUAAAAUUCAGCAUAAUGAAAAAGAAGAGUUCUAUGUUUCAGUAUAUUUGCCAACCAGCUACAUGGUUUUUACUUUUUUUUUUUUUCUGGAGACUUUCAGAUGGAGGGAAGGUGUUGGUAAUACCUAUGGAUGGCAGUCACUGGCUCAGUAUUCAACCAGUUAUGGAACGCCUUCAGCACAGAGGACAUCAAGUAGUAGCUGUGGUUCCUGAUGUUAAUUUGCUGAUGAAACCAUCUGAUCAUUACAUAGUGAAAACAUUUGCUGUACCCUAUUCAAUGGAAUACUUGAAAAUGGAAUUUCAGAAAUUGGGUCAUAAGAUUUUUGUACAUCAGUCUUUUCUGGCAAGAAUUACUGAGACAUUUGCAAGAAUAAGGAAUAUUACAAUGUUUUACUUAAAUAACUGCAAGCAGCUUUUGUACAACAAAGAUUUGAUUACUUACCUUCAAGAUAGCAAAUUCAAUGUUGUAGUUAUGGAUCCAGUGUCUCCAUGUGGUCAAAUUGUGGCUGAGUAUUUAUCCAUCCCUUCUCUUUUCUACUUACGUGGACUUCCAUGUGGUUUAGAUUCUGAGGCAACUAAGUGUCCAAACCCACAUUCCUAUAUCCCCAAAUUCUAUACAGGCAGUACUGAUCAUAUGACAUUUAAUCAACGAGUAAAUAAUUUUUUAUUUGGUUCAUUUCAAUUCAUGGUGUGUUACUUAGUUUAUUCACCAUUUGAAGUUUUGAUCAAGGAAUUCCUGCAUCGAGAUAUGACGGUAUUAGAGCUAUAUAGCCAAGCUUCAAUUUGGCUUCUUCGCUAUGACUUCAUAUUUGAAUAUCCAAGGCCUAUCAUGCCAAAUAUGGUUUUCAUUGGGGGUAUAAACUGUGCAAAGGAGAAUCCAUUAACACAGGAAUUUGAAAACAUAUUAGAGAAAUCUGGUGAAGAUGGAAUUGUGGUGUUUUCCAUGGGAUCAAUGCUUUCUGAAAUUAAAAUGGAAAAAGCCAUGGAAAUUGCUGGAGGAUUGGGAACGAUAACACAGACAGUGUUGUGGAGAUAUACUGGUGAAGCUCCAAUCAAUCUUGCCAAUAAUACAAAGCUGUUUAAUUGGCUUCCACAGAACGAUCUACUUGCUCAUCCAAAAACCAGAGCUUUUAUCACACAUGCGGGCUCCCAUGGGAUCUAUGAGGGGAUUUGUCAUGGAGUACCAAUGGUAUUAAUACCACUUUUUGGAGAUCAAGCAGACAAUGCAGUGCGGAUAGAGUCUCGAGGAGCAGGAGUAAAGCUGGAUGCAGUUAAAAUGACAUCAAAGGACUUGUCCAGUGCACUGAGGACUGUUAUUUAUGAUAAAAGGUAUAAAGAGAACAUUCAGCGUCUUUCAGCUCUUCAUUUAGACAGACCUAUUGAACCUCUUGAUCUGGCAGUUCAUUGGGUGGAGUUUGUCAUGAAGCACAACGGAGCUCCCCAUUUGCGUCCAGCAGCUCAUGACCUCAACUGGAUCCAGUACUAUUCCAUUGAUGUCAUUGCCGUCCUUUCGGCUGCAACAUUCCUUUUUCUGUUUAUCUCACUGAAGGGUUGUCUGUUUUGCUGCAAGAAGUAUUUCUGCAAAAGUGUAAGACUAAGCAAAAAAGGCAAGUCAAAAUCCCAAUAAUUAAAAAAAUUCAAAUCAAAAUGAGGUAGGGUAUUUUAUUAUUUUUUAAACAAAUUUAUACCAAUUUGCACACAACCCUUAACUUAUAAAGAAAGUGUUCUUGUCAGUGGUGGGAUUUAGCCGGUUUGCACCACUUCAGCAGAACUGGUAGCUAAUUUUUUGUUGCUCAAGCCCAGAAUGGACUUCUAGAAGCAGCAUCCACACAGAGAACUGGUUGUUCACAUAUUUGAAUCCCACCACUGGUUCUUGUUUUUGUUGGUAAAUGAUAAUGAAGCAUAGAAAAGUGCUUUGAUUGAUGCCUUGGUGCCUCCAAUCAAAAGAAUCAAGGUCAGCCACUUUGCUCUGCCUUACUUUGAUGAAAAUGCCAUGAAAAGCCAGCAUAACAGCUGUUUUGAUUUUCCUAAAAUUGGGCACAACUGUCUUUUGAAAAACUAGAUUAAAGGGUGUUUUGUCUAUGGUUUGAUUAAAGUAAAGCACUUCUUGAACAGAACCUGAAUCAGAAUCUUCAGAUGAUCUUUUAAAUCAAGCAGAAAACACAAAUCAUUUGAAUCAUUUAAAGCCUACAUUAACAUAUUAGAGGGAAUUAACAGCCUGUAAGAAUGUUUCACAAUCCUAUAGUUUGUGGAGCUCUUCAGAAAUCAGCUUUAUUUCUAAUUUGUCUUCACUGUGAAGGACUGCAGGGUUUAAUAAAUAAUGAAAAAACUAGAAAGAAUGAUUAGAUAUAAUGAAUGAUAGAUGGUUUUUCAUCUUUAACUAUUGCAUGUAUAGGACAUAGAUUUUUCAGUAAUGUAACUUAACAUAUGGGAAGGGGGGAGGGAGCAAAUAUAAAAUUGUUUAGAGUAGAGUAGAGUAGAGUAGAGUACAGUAGAAU
This is a messenger RNA of Crotalus tigris (Tiger rattlesnake), 3160 nucleotides long. RefSeq names its product UDP-glucuronosyltransferase 1A1-like. The transcript is spliced from 5 exons. Gene Ontology annotation, molecular function: UDP-glycosyltransferase activity. The record is from RefSeq and is a predicted model, not a curated record. Bases 679 to 2289 code for a protein of 536 amino acids. Lineage: Eukaryota; Metazoa; Chordata; Lepidosauria; Squamata; Viperidae.